Protobothrops mucrosquamatus (brown spotted pit viper) is the source of this 1263-nucleotide messenger RNA. RefSeq names its product phosphatidylinositol specific phospholipase C X domain containing 1 (gene PLCXD1). The coding region runs from base 214 to 1092 and encodes 292 amino acids. The transcript has 6 exons. The record is from RefSeq and is a predicted model, not a curated record. Lineage: Eukaryota; Metazoa; Chordata; Lepidosauria; Squamata; Viperidae. Gene Ontology annotation, biological process: lipid metabolic process. Gene Ontology annotation, molecular function: phosphoric diester hydrolase activity.
GAGGGAAUGCGGCUCCCCCCGAGUCGCUCGUUGUCUCUUUGCAAAGAUUGCUCAGAUGCUGAAUAAAACAGUGAGUAAACAAAAGGCGCUGCGCUUAUGUUGGAGCGGAAGACAAAGAUUUGAGGACUCCGGAUCCCUGAGGGCACCGAGGGAUCUGUUUUGAAAGGAGCGGGUUUUGAAACCCUUCAGUCUGUUCCCUGGAUCGGAGUGGCUAUGAUUGAUUGGUCCGUUCGCUUAUUCAUUGUCAGUAGUCAUGAUGCAAUGACAUAUUGUCUGGAUAAGGAGUCAGAAGUCAGUGCAAAUGGAUCCAAAUUGUUGCAGUUACUGGAUAAACAUAUGCAUUACAUAGUGCACCCUAUUAUUUUGAGAUGGUCAAUAACACAGGAUCUGACUGUGUUGGAACAAUUGGAUGCUGGAAUUAGGUAUUUUGAUUUUAGAAUAGCUCACAAAUCUGACGAUCCUUCCAUGAAAUUAUACUUUGUUCAUAUGUUAUAUACAACAGUGGAAGUAGAGGUUGUUCUGUGGGACAUUUUACGAUGGUUGAAAAACCAUCCUUGGGAAGUAGUAGUUCUAGCUUUCAGAAAUUUUGAUGGCUUGGAUGAGAAUCAUCAUAAUCAUUUGGUGGCCUGUAUAAAGAAGAUCUUCAGUUCCAGACUGUGUCCUAGAAAUAUUGUCCCAACCUUAUGGAAUAUGUGGUCCAGUGGCUACCAAGUUAUUUUGUCUUAUGACAAAAUAGAGCAAUUGAUAAAACAUAAUGAAUUGUGGCCUGCAAUUCCGUACUGGUGGGGAAAUAAGGAUACAGCACGAAAGCUUAUUGAGUUUUUGGCAAAACGGAAGCAAAGUGGUCGCCCAGAUGGAUUAUUUGUCGCAGGAAUCAAUCUUACUGCAGAUUUAGGAUAUAUUUUGACAAAUAUAAAAAGUUCUGUUAAAAAAAUGACUCAGAAGGCUCUUCCAUUCCUAAAUAUGUGGAUAAAGAAACAGCAACCUGGAUCAAAAAAGGACUGCAUUAACAUAAUUGCUGGAGACUUCAUAGAAAAUAAUAAUUUUGUGGAGAAUGUGAUAAACCUUAAUAGAAAACUGAUUUUACAAUAACUCUGCUAUUAUAUUUUGAUCAUGUUUUGAAAGGAGAUGAUGGGACUAACUGCAAGGAUAAAAUAGGAUAUAAUACAGCAAAUAAUUCACCUCCCUCAUAUUUUUAACCUACAGUUAAGUACUUAUUUAAAAACUGUAUUUAUGGAUCACUGUAGAAAAUGUCAUAAUGUU